Messenger RNA from Lingula anatina, 1117 nucleotides. Its product is annotated as solute carrier family 35 member H1-like. The record is from RefSeq and is a predicted model, not a curated record. Lineage: Eukaryota; Metazoa; Brachiopoda; Lingulata; Lingulida; Lingulidae.
AAUGGUGAAGUCCACAGCAAUUAUAUUCAUCCUGACCUUCUCAAUAUUAAUGAAACUAGAGAAAUGUAGAUUUUCCCUGGUGUUUGUGGUGCUGUUUAUCUCGGUAGGGCUGGUGCUAUUUACAUUCCAUUCCACACAGUUUAACUGGACGGGAUUUUUACUGGUGCUGACAGCAGCCUUUACAAGUGGCUUCCGGUGGACACUUUCACAAGUGGUCACGCAGAAAAGUGAAAUAGGUUUAAGUAAUCCUCUAGAUAUGAUGUAUCACAUUCAGCCAUGGAUGAUCAUAGGUCUGCUGCCUUUGUCUUCUUAUGUGGAAGGUGUUCCACUAGCCAGUUCCCAUCAUCUGUUCAGGUUUCAUGAAAUCAGUGAGAUUCUGACAUCAGCUGGUAUAGUAAUAGGAGGGGCUUUCCUGGCCUUCAUGUUGGAGUUUAGUGAAUUUUUACUUUUAUCCAGAACCUCAGGGUUAACUCUUUCCAUAUCAGGAAUAUUUAAAGAAAUUUGUACAAUAGUCCUUGCGCACAUCACAUUUGGUGACAAGAUGAAUCCCAUCAAUUUCCUGGGACUUGUGAUAUGUCUGUUUGGAAUAGCGUUACAUGUGAUAUUAAAAGCUGUUCAUAGAAAAGAAGAUGAAAAAGAAUUACACAAUAAUUCUGAGUCUAUGGAGAUGCUGCUAGUAAAUGGAGAGGCAAACUCCACAGAUGAGGAAGAAGCAGAGUUAUUUGACCGCAAUGCUGUGAGACCACCCAGAGUUCACAAACAUAGUGAAUGAAAAGGCAUUGUACUGGGCAUUUCCAAUCAAGUGCAAAUGUAGUAUAAAAUGAAGAUGUAAAAAAGAAAAACUCAUCCGUCUUGAAACCCUGGGGCUAAGGAACAGUGCCAAAAACAACUUUCUUUUUGCUUUUUUUUCACAUUUAAUGUUUUCUGUUGUUUUGCAUUUCAGCAAUGACUAACAAUUAAAAAAAGCAUCUAGAUCUUCAAGUCCACAAAUAUAUGAUAAUACUCUGUUUUAUUGAUUUUAUUUCUGUUUUGCUAUGAAAAGCAGUCUGUAAAAAUGAAGUGAAUGAUGUGGAUGAAGGAAGCCACAUUUAUUUAUUAAGUUCACCGUUAAAAAAAA